Molecule: messenger RNA, 1105 nt
Organism: Protopterus annectens (West African lungfish)
Lineage: Eukaryota; Metazoa; Chordata; Ceratodontiformes; Protopteridae
Gene: CRADD
Product: CASP2 and RIPK1 domain containing adaptor with death domain
Exons: 2
Coding region: 376-978 (200 amino acids)
Biological process (GO): signal transduction; regulation of apoptotic process
Molecular function (GO): protease binding; death domain binding
Source: RefSeq, a predicted model, not a curated record
GAUUGAGGUAGAGGGAAUUAGUUUGUGUUAGGGAGAAAAUUUGGGGAAUAGAACUUUAUCGGCGGAUAUUUAGGUGUUCGAAUUUGGAGCAUUGCGUUUUACACGUAUAACUGAACAACUUUUGUUCCUGAGAUGUCCAGUUUAAUGAACACUUAAAACGUGAGAUGAUAAUAACAAACCACAUUUUGUUGCUAAAGAAAUGGGUCUGAACUUCUGCUGCGGUACAGUAUAUUGCGAGUCCUCUUUCUUUUGGCUUUCGUGGAUUUUCAUUCCUAACUUGAAUAGGGCAUGUUUGUAUCUGUCUCAUUCUCUGCCAAACAACACAAUUAUCUCAUAGUUAUAAAAACACAGGUUUGUCUUUGUUAUAUUUAAAGCAUGAAUGCCAGACAUAAGCAGAUUCUGCGGAAAUUCCGUCUAGAAAUCUCCUCUCAAAUACUAGUGGAUGGUUUAGUGGUACAAUAUCUGUAUCAGGAGGGCGUUCUGACACAGAAUCAAGUAGAAGAAAUAAAGUCAGAAAACACUAACCAGAAGAAAGCCAUGAAGUUGCUAGAUAUUCUUCCCAUCAGGGGUCCAAAGUCAUUUGAGAAGUUCCUAGAAUCAUUGGAAGAGUUUCCAUGGGUCCGAGAGAAAUUAAUUUGGGAAUGCAUGAAUCAGGAAAUGCCAGAAAAUCAAGCAGAAUCCUGGAUGUACAGAGUACCCGAGCAUAUUCUGAAUAGUGUACCACCUGAUAAACAGUUGAACAAACUGGCCAGCAAAUUAGGAUCAGAAUGGGAAAGUAUUGUAUUUGAGCUUGGUCUGUCCUCUGUUGAUAUUUACAAAUGCAAAGUCCAUUACCCACACAAUGUGCAGUCCCAGAUUGUGGAAGCUCUAGUAUUGUGGAAACGGCGGUGUGGGAAGAAAGCAACUGUACAUAGUUUGUGCGAAGUCUUGACUGCACAAGACGUGGACCCUGCUAUUGUAAUCGCAAUAUUUCAGUAGAGCAUUUGGUUGUGUUAGUCAUUUUCUAGUGUGUGUGGUGUACAUUUUGUCUUCCAAUUUUUUUACUGAAGGUGCAUAUAUUGUAUAGAAAGUUAAAUUAAAUAAACUUUUAAUGGUAUGUAAGGAU